This is a messenger RNA of Esox lucius (northern pike), 8211 nucleotides long. RefSeq names its product GCN1 activator of EIF2AK4 (gene gcn1). The coding region runs from base 101 to 8128 and encodes 2675 amino acids. Gene Ontology annotation, biological process: cellular response to amino acid starvation; regulation of translation. Gene Ontology annotation, cellular component: cytosol. The record is from RefSeq and is a predicted model, not a curated record. NCBI's taxonomy places the organism in Eukaryota, Metazoa, Chordata, Actinopteri, Esociformes, Esocidae. Gene Ontology annotation, molecular function: protein binding; protein kinase regulator activity. The transcript has 57 exons.
GCGAAACCUGCCCGGAAUGUCUGUAGUUCAUCCCUGUAUUCCACGUGGGGAACAGCCGUGUCAUGAACCGGAAAUGGCAAAUACAAGUUCUUCCUAGUUCAUGACCGGCAAGAUGGCAGCAGACACGCAGGUUUCAGACGCACUGAAGAGAUUUGCUGUGAAAGUGACCACAGCCAGUGUAAGAGAGCGCCGGGAGAUCCUUGGGGAGUUGGAGGUGUGUAUCAGUGGCAAAGAGCUACCGGAGCCGGCCAUCAAAGGGCUGUGUAAGCUCUUCUGUCUUACUCCACACAGAUACAGGGAUGCUGCAUCUAGGCGAGCCCUCCUCUCCGUCAUUAGCCUCCUGGCCAAGUCUCAACCCGACAUCCUAGCAACCAGCCUCCUCCACUGCCUUCUCAACUGUGGCGUCAUCAGCAAGAAUGGGGCACCCAGUAAGAGCACUGGCUCGGCUGCCUUCAGCGGGCUGUCCUGGACCUGCCUGCUGGUUCGCUCUGUGUUCUCCACUCCAGAGAAAAGAGAGGGCCCUGUCUGGAAGAAAAUGGUGGAGGUUCAGAGUUUGUUGUUGGCAGAGGUGGUGGGUGGGGCACAAGCAACAGCUUUGAAGUCAACCCUGAAGAACCUGAGCCACUUGUGGAAGGAGAACCCUGGCCUUGCCGAUCAAUACAUAAGCACCCUGUUAAGUCUGGAGCAGAACUCAAGCUCAUUGGUUCUUCUGGCAGUAUGUCUGGACUUCUGCACAACUCACAAAGAUAUAGCCACUGUAGAGAAACACAAGAGUGCCCUGUUAGACCUUUAUGUAAAGACGGUCCUCAUGAGCAAGACCAGACCACACCAACACAUCCUGGAAAAGAGUGGCUCCCUGCUGCGCCACGUCUCCCACUCUGAGUUCAGGGACCUGGUCCUCCCGGCCGUGCAGAAGGCCAUGCUUCGCAGCCCAGAGAACGCCCUGCAGACCGUCUCAUGCCUGCUGGCCUCGGUGACUCUAGACCUCAGUCAGUACGCCAUGGACAUCGGGAAAGGCAUUGCCAGCCAGCUGAAGGCCAACAACCCCCAGCUGAUGGAACAGGCCGUGCAGGCCAUGCAGAACCUGGUGCAGCAGUGUAGCGACCCCAGCGCUGUGCAAGACGUUGUCACGCACCUCUUCAGCAUCCUGGGAGGGUCCGAGGGGAAGCUGACUGUGGUCGCCCAGAAGAUCACCGUGCUGUCGGGUAUCGGCAGCUGCAGCCACCACGCCGCGUCGGGCACCUCCAGCCAAACUCUCAGCUCCGCCGUGGCAGUGCUCUUCAUUCCUUAUCUCCAACAGGAAGUGCACGAGGGGACCCUGGUCCACGCUGUGUCCGUGCUGUCUCAGUGGACUGGCCGGCUGACCGUGGAGGUCCCCAAGGCCCUGCUGGACUGGUUGAAGAAGGCCUUCACCCUCAAGGCCUCCACCUCCGCUGUCCGUCACGCCUACCUGCAGGCCAUGCUAGGGGCGUUCAAAGGUGACACUCUGGGCCAGGCAUCUGACCUCGUGCCUCUCCUCCUCCAGACGGUGGAGAAGGCAGCCACCCAGAACUCCCAGCUCUCCCUACUGUCAGAGGCUGUGGCUGCCGCUGUCCUUCUGAGUCGGCUGUCUCUGCUGCAGAACCAGACAGAGGCCAAAUAUGCUGGGUUCUGGACCCUGAUCCUGGAUGAGAAGAAACCCUUAUUCACUACAGAGAAGUUCCUCUGUCAGGCCAGUGAGGAAGCCCUGUGUACAGUGAUACAGCUGUGCGAGAGACUUUUCCUCGAUCAAUCCCACAGACUCACCAAUGGAAAAUCACAGAUGUACCACCGCGCCACUGUGGCGGUGCUGCUGUCUCGUAGCUGGCGUGUGCGGAAGCGGGCACAGCAGACUGUGAGGAAGCUGCUCUCCUCCCUGGGUGGCUCCAGCUUGGCCCACGGCCUUCUGGGAGAACUCAGAGUGGUCAUCAACAAACAUAAGGUGCUGCCUCAGGAGGUGCUGCUGGCAGAGUCAGGGGAGUUGUCUGAGGCGGGCAAGGCCUACACUCCUCCUCGUAUCCUGUUGGAGGCGCUGAAUGUGGUGUGCUCCGUGGCCGCCCAGUGGAACGACCCAACCGAGGCGGACAAGAUGGCCAUGGAGAUGAUCAUCGUGUCUCACCAUCCCUCCAUAGUUGAAGCUCGACCUGGUAUCUGGCCUCAGCUGCUGUCCAGCAUGAACAUUAAUGCCAACGAGUUCAUUGACAAAAACCUGAAUGACAUUCUACCACGGCUGCUGGAGGCCAACGCUGACAAUGAGGCUGUAAGGAAUGCGGUUGGGGCCUUAUCCGGCCUCUCGCCCGUCAAGCUGUUGCCCCGGGUGAUGGGGAAUGUGACGCAGUCGCUGUCCAACUCGGCGCUCCUGCAGGUCACCAGACAGGAGUAUGCCAUCAUGCUCACCCCUGAGGGAGAACUGUAUGACAAGAGCAUCAUCCAGAGUGCCCAGCAGGAGAGCACUAAGAAGGCCAACAUGAAGAGGGAGAACAAGGCCUACUCCUAUAAGGAACAGAUCAUUGAACUGGAGCUGCAGGAGGAGAUAAAGAGGAAGAAAGGCAUCAAAGACGAGGUGCAGCUCACCAGCAAACAGAAGGAGAUGAUGCAAGCCCAGCUGGAGAAGGAGUCGUCCAUCCGAAAGAGACUCCAAGGGUUGGACAUGGAGCUGCAGAGCGCGGUGGGUCUCCUGGAUGCUCUGUUGAUUCAGAAGCCUCCCCACAUCUCUUGGCACCUCCCAGGAGUCCUGCAGGCCCUCCUACCCCUCCUCCACUCCCCGCUGGCCGCCCCACGCGUGCAUCAGACCUUCCUGGCCAUAGGGACCUGCCUGAUGCCCACAGAGCUGCGUUACCUCGCUGUGCUGGUGGGCCAGGUCACACUACGCCUGAUGAAACCUGAGUGUAAUUUGGACCCGGCCUGGGGACAGGAGGAUCUGGACACAGCCACCCAGCGGACUGUAGGGCUGCUCCACAUGCACACUGUCCCACACAGAGAGGCCAGGACUGGGGACAUGGCUCCCCUCUCCGCCCCAGCCUUCUCCUUCUGUUUCCCCCUGCUCAACAUCAUCCUCAGGAACUCCUCCGACAGCACUGACGACACUGAGAACAUGAUGGUCCGUGCACUGCAGGUCAUCAAUGUGCACGCUCAACUCCGUGCCGAGGUCGACACCACAGAUGUACUCAUCGAUGAGAAUGGUCCUGAGCUGUUACCUCGUCACAGUAUUCUUCUACUCCUGACCAGAGUCAUCGCCACUGCUUCACCCAGACUACAGGUGCUGGCCUCCCAGUGUCUGACGGCAGUGUGUGCCAGCGCGGGAGGAGAGAAGGGCUGUGCUCUGGCGGAUCAGAAUGAGAUCGACGUCCUGCUGGAGGCUCUGCUCUCCCCCUGCUUCUCUGUCAGAGACGCUGCUCUCCGGGGACUGUUGGAGAUGGAAAUGGCUCUGCCUACAGAAAGCACCGAUCCCAGUGGCCUGAGUGUCCUCCGUCGGCUGUGGGUGUCCAGGUUUGACGUGGAGGAGGAGGGCAGGACCCUGGCUAAGAGGCUGUGGGAUGCUCUGUGCCUGGAGCUGGUUCCUGAGCUGUGCUGUCUGCUCAUUGGGGAUGUGACCCACCAUGAGGAGGCUGUGCGUUCUGCCGGGGCGGAGGCCUUGUCCAGCGCAAUCAAUCAGUACCGGGACCAGGCCCCUACCGUCCUGGGCCAGCUCAAUGAGCUCUACCAUGAGAAACUCUACAGACCCCCUCCUGUCCUGGAUGCUUUAGGGCGUGUCAUCUCGGAACAAGCACCUGACCAAUGGGAAGCCAGGUGUGGCAUCGCCCUGGCUCUGAACAAGCUGUCUCAGUAUCUGGAUGAGCCCCAGGUCACCCCUCUCUUCCUGUUCUUUGUUCCUGACGCCCUGAAUGACCGUCACCCUGAGGUGCGGCGCUGCAUGCUGGAUGCUGCCCUCUCUGCCCUCAACACACAUGGAAAGGAAAACGUGAGCUCCCUGCUCCCGGUGUUUGAGGAGUUUCUAAAGGACGCCCCCCAGGACGCCAGCUACGACUCGGUCCGCCAGAGUGUGGUCAUCCUAAUGGGAUCUCUGGCUAAACAUCUGGACAAGAGUGACCCUAAGGUCAAACCCAUCGUGGCCAAGCUCAUCACAGCUCUCUCCACCCCCUCACAGCAGGUCCAGGAGUCCGUCGCCAGCUGUCUACCCCCCUUGGUCCCUGCCAUAAAGGAGGAUGCUGGGGGAAUGGCGAGGAAGCUCCUCCAGCUCCUCCUGGAGAGUGACAAGUAUGCCGAGAGGAAGGGUGCUGCCUACGGCCUGGCCGGCCUGGUCAAAGGCCUGGGCAUCCUGGCCCUGAAGCAGCAGGACAUCAUGAGCACGUUGACCGACGCCAUCCAGGACAAGAAGAACUUCAGACGCAGAGAGGGGGCUUUGUUUGCCUUUGAGAUGCUGUGUAACAUGCUGGGGAAGCUGUUUGAGCCCUACGUGGUCCAUGUGCUUCCUCACCUCCUCCUCUGCUUCGGGGACGGGAACCAGUAUGUCAGAGAGGCGGCAGAUGACUGUGCCAAGGCGGUGAUGAGGAACCUGAGUGCCCACGGGGUGAAGCUGGUGCUGCCCUCCCUGCUGGUGGCUCUGGAGGAGGAGUCCUGGAGGACCAAAGCGGGUUCUGUGGAGCUCCUGGGUGCCAUGGCCUACUGUGCCCCUAAGCAGCUGUCCUCCUGCCUGCCCAGCAUCGUGCCCAAGCUGACCGAGGUGCUGACCGACUCCCAUGUCAAAGUGCAGAAUGCCGGCCAGCAGGCCUUACGACAGAUCGGCUCUGUCAUCCGCAACCCUGAGAUCCUGGCCAUCACCCCCAUCCUGCUGGAUGCCCUCACUGAACCCUCCCGGAAGACCCAGAACUGCCUGCAGACCCUGUUGGACACCAAGUUCGUCCACUUCAUCGACGCUCCCUCCUUGGCCCUCAUCAUGCCCAUCGUCCAGAGGGCCUUCCAGGACCGCUCCACUGACACCCGCAAGAUGGCCGCUCAGAUCAUCGGCAACAUGUAUUCGCUCACUGACCAGAAGGACUUGUCUCCAUACCUGCCCAGUGUUAUUCCUGGACUCAAAGCCUCUUUGCUGGACCCCGUGCCUGAGGUGCGUACGGUGUCGGCCAAGGCCCUGGGCGCCAUGGUGAAGGGCAUGGGCGAGUCCUGCUUCGACGACCUCCUACCCUGGCUCAUGGAGACCCUGGCGUCCGAGCAGAGCUCCGUGGACCGCUCCGGUGCUGCACAAGGCCUGGCUGAGGUGAUGGCCGGCCUGGGGGUGGAGAAGCUGGACAAGCUGAUGCCGGACGUGGUGCAAACCGCCAGCAAGGUGGACAUCGCCUCCCACGUCCGCGACGGCUACAUCAUGAUGUUCAUCUACCUGCCCCUCACCUUCGGGGAUCGGUUCACCCCCUAUGUCGGCCCCAUCAUCCCCUGCAUUCUCAAGGCUCUGGCCGAUGAGAACGAGUAUGUGAGAGACACCGCUCUGCGAGCGGGCCAGCGCAUCAUCAGCAUGUACGCCGAGACCGCCAUCGCCCUGCUGCUGCCCGAGCUGGAACAGGGCCUGUUUGACGACCUUUGGAGGAUCAGGUUCAGCUCUGUGCAGCUGCUGGGAGACCUGCUCUUCCACAUCUCCGGAGUCUCCGGCAAGAUGACCACCGAGACCGCCUCCGAGGACGACAACUUUGGCACGGCGCAGUCCAACAAAGCUAUCAUCGGGGCCCUGGGCGGAGAGAGGCGUAACCGCGUCCUGUCUGGCCUAUACAUGGGCCGCUCUGACACCCAGCUGGUGGUGCGCCAGGCCUCCCUGCACGUGUGGAAGAUCGUGGUGUCCAACACGCCACGCACCCUCCGGGAGAUCCUGCCCACCCUCUUCAGUCUGCUGCUGGGCUUCCUGGCCUCCGACUGCCCCGACAAGAGAACGAUCGCUGCCAGGACCCUUGGAGACCUGGUCCGUAAACUGGGAGAGAAGAUCCUCCCGGAGAUCAUCCCCAUCCUGGAGGAGGGUCUGCGCUCAGACAAGAGUGAUGAGAGGCAGGGCGUGUGCAUCGGCCUGAGUGAGAUCAUGAAGUCCACCAGCCGGGACGCGGUGCUGAUAUUCUCGGAGUCCCUGGUCCCCACGGUGCGGAAGGCACUCUGUGACCCCCUGGAAGAGGUACGAGAAGCCGCAGCUAAAACCUUCGAGCAGCUCCAUGCCACCAUCGGCCACCAGGCGCUGGACGACAUCCUGCCUGCCCUGCUCAAACAGCUGGAUGACGAGGAGACUGCCGAGUUUGCUUUGGACGGUCUGAAACAGGUGAUGGCGGUGAAGAGUCGCUCGGUGCUGCCCUACCUGGUUCCCAAGCUGACUGCUCCUCCUGUGAACACGCGUGUGCUGGCCUUCCUGUCUGCCGUGGCUGGAGAUGCUCUGACCCGACACCUAGGGGUCAUCCUGCCCGCCCUGUACUCCUCUCUCAAGGACAAGCUUGGAACAGAGGAGGGACAACAGGAGCUCGCCAGCUGCCAGGCUGUGAUCCUCUCCGUGGAAGACGACGUGGGUCAGCGUAUCAUCAUCGAGGACCUCCUGGAGGCCACCAGGUCACCGGACGCUGGUCUCAGGCAGGCGGCCGCCACCAUCCUCAACGGGUACUUCUCCCGUACCCGCCUGGACUACAGUGCCCACACGCGCAGCCUCCUGUCGGGUCUCAUCCGCCUGCUCAACGACUCCAACCCCGAGGUCCUGGUGCAGAGCUGGGACGCCAUCAACUCCAUCACCAAGAAACUGGACGCUGGCAGUCAACUGGCAAUGAUUGACGACUUACACAAAGACAUCCGGUCAGUGGCUUCAGAGGUCAAGGGUCAGCAUCUGCCUGGGUUCUGUCUCCCCAAAAAGGGGGUGACCUGCAUUCUGCCAGUGCUGAGGGAGGGGGUGUUGACGGGCAGCCCGGAACAGAAGGAGGAGGCGGCCAAAGCCCUGGGAGGAGUCAUUAAGCUGACCUCCGCCGAGGCUCUACGACCCUCCGUGGUCAACAUCACCGGACCGCUCAUCCGUAUCCUCGGGGACCGCUUCGCCUGGACCGUGAAGACGGCUCUGCUGGAGACACUCACCCUGCUGCUGGCGAAGGUGGGCAUAGCCCUGAAGCCUUUCCUGCCACAGCUCCAGACCACCUUCCUGAAGGCUCUGCAGGACUCCAGCCGGGCAGUCAGGCUGAGGGCGGCUGAGGCCCUGGGCCAACUGGUGUCCAUCCACAGCAAGGUGGAUCCCCUGUUUACAGAGCAGCUCUCUGCUAUCCGCACAGCGGAGGACUCCGGAGUCAGAGAGACCAUGCUGCAAGCCUUACGUUUCGUAAUACAGGGAGCAGGGUCAAAGGUUGACCCGGCCAUAAGGAAGAACAUCACUACCACAUUGCUGAGCAUGCUGGGUCAUGAUGAGGAUGCUACGCGCAUGUCCUCAGCUGGUUGCGUAGGAGAGCUGUGUGCCUUUCUGUCUGAAGAGGAGUUGAGAAGUGUGUUGCUUCAGCACAUCCUGGCUGACAUCUCCGGUGUGGACUGGAUGGUGAGGCACGGUCGCAGUAUGGCUUUGGCCAUUGCAGUCAAGUCUGCCCCUGAAAGUCUGUGUGGGGAGGAGUACAGUUCAACUGUAGUGGAGGCCAUCCUGGCCAGUGCCACUGCAGACAGGAUCCCCAUAGCCACUAGUGGAAUCCGAGCCAUGGGCUACCUAAUGAGGCAUCAGCUCAGAACCAAGGGAGGAAGUGGAUGUCCGCAGCGGAUCAUCACACAGUUUGUCAAGUGUCUUCAGAACCAGUCCAGUGACAUCCGGUUGGUGUCAGAGCGGGUUCUGUGGUGGGUGUUUAAGGAGGAGACCACACCCUCCCUGGAACCCACACUCAUCAAGCCUCUGGUGAAGAGCCUACUGGACAAUACCAAGGACAAAAACACGAGCGUGAGAGCCCAGAGCGAACACACCAUCAUCAGCCUGCUGCGACUACGCCAGGGAGAGGAGACCAUGCAGAGCGUUAGUGCCAUCCUUGACUCUGCUAGCAAUGAUCUGCUUUCUGACUGUCACCGCCGCUCCCUGAAGAAGAUAUCCAGCCUUCCGGACUCUAAUGAAGAGAUUGACGACACCAUCCUCACGUGAUGGGACAGAACGAACCCGGCUUGACAACUUCAUAAUGUUGUUCAUGUACUUAAAUAAGACCUCCAUAAUAAUCAAGAAACACA